This is a messenger RNA of Solea solea (common sole), 2157 nucleotides long. It is a transcript of the gene plekha1b, whose product is annotated as pleckstrin homology domain containing, family A (phosphoinositide binding specific) member 1b. Gene Ontology annotation, molecular function: PDZ domain binding. The transcript is spliced from 12 exons. The record is from RefSeq and is a predicted model, not a curated record. Lineage: Eukaryota; Metazoa; Chordata; Actinopteri; Pleuronectiformes; Soleidae. Gene Ontology annotation, cellular component: membrane; cytoplasm. Bases 134 to 1402 code for a protein of 422 amino acids.
GAGAGAGAGAGAGAGAGUUGACGCUGCCUGGAGCCGGACAGCUGCUGCUGCUGCUCCACACUCUGGACCCGGACUCUUCAGAACUCCUGGAUCCUGUGAUGCUCCACAGUGGAUCAGCUGUUUUGGGGUCGCGAUGCCGUACGUGGACCGACAGAACCGCUUCUGUGGCUUCCUGGACGUCGAGGAGGACGAGAGCAGCGGCCGGUUCCUGCGCCGAUACUUCAUCCUGGACAAGCAGCAGGGCAGUCUACUGUGGUACAUGGACAACCCACAGAAUCUGCCCAAAGGAGCAGAGAAGGUUGGAUCCCUCAAACUCUCCUACAUCUCCAAGGUCAACGAUGCCACAAAACUCAGACCAAAGGCGGAGUUCUGCUUCGUCAUAAACGCUGGAAUGAGGAAGUUUUACCUUCAGGCUAAUGACCAACAGGAUUUAGUGGAAUGGAUCAACGUCCUCAACAAUGCCACAAAGAUUACUGUGCCAAAGUCCAGUGAGUCUCACACUGUCCACGAUGUGACUCAGGACACGCCUGGGACGUUGAAACCCGUCUCCUACAAGACAGAGAUCAUAGGAGGAGUCCCCAUCAUCACUGCUACACAGGAGCAGGGGGAGGGGCAGAAUGGGGCGGAGCGAGGAGGUUUGAAACGAUGUCAGAAUCAGCUGCCCUUCUAUCUGUCCAGAGGAACACAGGACCAGACGGUCGUCAAGGUCGGAUACUGUGUCAAACAAGGAGCUGUGAUGAAGACCUGGAAGAGGAGGUACUUCAUCCUGGAUGAAAACGCUGUCAGCUACUACAAAUCUGACCUGGAGAGGGAGGCGCUGAGAGUCAUUCAUCUGAAGGAGAUCCACAAAGUCCACGAGUGUAAACAGAGUGAGCCCAUGAUGAGGGACAACCUGUUUGAGAUGGUCACCAGCUCCAGGACCUUCUACAUUCAGGCUGACAGUCCAGAGGAAAUGCACAGCUGGAUCAAAGCCAUCUCAGGAGCCAUCGUGGCACAGCGAGGACCUGGGCGUUCAGCUAACACUGAACACAGUGACCAGUCUUCUCCGUCCUAUUCCUCCACCUUCUACUGCUCCCUUGACCAGGAACUACACUACCCACAUUCCUCAGCGGGCGUUGGGCCUCAGACUGGACCCGCUGGGUCCGGACAGUUUCCUGGGCCUGCUGCCGUGGCGACUGAGUGGCGUCCAGUCCGUGAUGAUGCCCCUCCCCCCGGCACGCUCCCGCCUGUCGCUGCAGGAGACGCUGCAGUCGUCAAAGUAACGGAGGAGGAGGGAGACAACAGGUCGCCAUGGAAACGCCACAGCCAGGUCGCUGAGCUGGGAUUAGUUGUUGGCAGCGAGGAGGAGGAGCUUCACCAGUUUACCGCUGAAAACUCUGACCUUCAGAUGACGUUGAUAUGAUGAUUGUUUUUUCAGUGAGUGAUCAUGUGACUCUUCUUCUCCUCACCUGUGUUUUAUUUUCACACACACACACACAAAAGUCAGGUGUUUGUUUGUCUGAGUUAAAGUGAGAUUAAGUGAGUUAUACUGAGUUAACGUGUGAGAUUAAGUGAGUUUAACUGAGUUAAAGUGAGAUUAAGUGAGUUAAACUGAGUUAACGUGUGAGUUAAAGUGAGAUUAAGUGAGUUAAACUGAGUUAACGUGAGAUUAAGUGAGUUAACGUGUGAGAUUAAGUGAGUUAACGUGUGAGAUUAAGUGAGUUAACGUGAGAUUAAGUGAGUUAACAUGAGAUUAAGUGAGUUAACUUGUGAGUUAACGUGAGACUAAGUGAGUUAACGUGUGAGUUAAAGUGAGAUUAAGUGAGUUAACGUGUGAGUUAAAGUAAGAUUUAGUGAGUUAAACUGAGUUAACGUGAGUUAAAGUGAGAUUAAGUGAGUUAAUGUGUGAGUUAAAGUGAGAUUAAGUGAGUUAACGUGAGAUUAAGUGAGUUAAACUGAGUUAAAACUCAAACACUGGACCUGACGACUCAGUCGCGUUUUUUCUGAGAUUCAAACUUUUUUAUUUUCAUAUUCAAAAAUGUGUGUGCACACGCACAGAAACCUUCCUCGACUUCUGUUGUCACUUGUUUUGACAUUCACUCCUUCACUCAUUCAUGGGAACAUAAGUGUCUGUAUUGUUCUUUUUUUAAAGAGUUGAUUAAAAACUAAAGAUUUAAA